This is a messenger RNA of Nicotiana attenuata, 2491 nucleotides long. RefSeq lists its product as uncharacterized. The record is from RefSeq and is a predicted model, not a curated record. The coding region runs from base 1573 to 2061 and encodes 162 amino acids. Lineage: Eukaryota; Viridiplantae; Streptophyta; Magnoliopsida; Solanales; Solanaceae. The transcript has 7 exons.
UAAUAACGUAAAUCAUAUGUUGGAUAAUUUUCUCAUUUCCCUUUCGAGCCAAAUGCACUAACACUUUAUCUUCAGGAAUGCACUAACACUUGACCCUUUUAACUUGAACUUGAGAUUUUCUCCGGCGACCCUUUUUAUUUCCGGUUAAAUCCCCGCCGGAACCACUUUUUCGUUUUGGCUUGCGUUCUUGGAUAUAAAGAUUUACAGAUUAUCCUAACAUCGAUUGAAAUCAUUAUCCGUCCUAAUCUCCGGCGACCCUUUUUGCUCCGGUCAAAUUCCCGCCGGAAAAUCUUAAACUCGUGUUUUAUUUGAUUUUCACUUUGAAACUUUUUCCAAGACUUCCCAUAAAAUCUGAUUUGCACUUGCUGAUAGCGUUAACCACUGCUCGGCCGCCGGCAACGAACUUCCAUACUUGCUCAUAGCAUUUAUUUUAAGCUUUGUGGAUUCUGACGUCUUUUAAAUUUUAAUUUUUCUUUCAUAUUUUUUAAUUUUCUUUCGAUCUCUGAGUUUGAUAGUUGCGUCAAAUUUUGCUUGAUUACCACUUUUUCGUUUUGGCUUGCGUUCUUGGAUACAAAAAUUUACAGAUUAUUGUAACAUCGAUUGAAAUCAUUAUCCGUCCUAAUCUCCGACGAACCUUUUUACUCUGGUCAAAUUCGGAAAAUCUUAAAUUCGUGUUUUAUUGACAGCUCAAAAUAUUUUGAUUUUAACCGCCAAUUUUUUCACAAUUUUGUUUACUUUAAGAGAUUCCAAAAUCUUUGACAUCACUUAUUGUGUAAACAAUUUUUACAAAUAUUAAUAAUUCAAUUUCUGAACUUUGAAUUUGUUAGAAUAUUCUUCUCGCAUUCGAGCAAGAAUAUCCGAGUUUCUUCGAUUCAUUUAUGCAUUCGAGAACUCCUCGCCGGUAUCUUUGUGUGUUUUGCAGGUAUCACUUUUGUGGCUAUUUGGCGGCGGUAAGGAGGUGCACACGCACAAACAGUAGAGCAGCAGCUAUACGUCGGGUUCCGCAGCAUUGGGAGUAUACCAAGUCGAAAGUUCUAGGUUCUAUUCGCGGGAAUUGACUUACACAAGAGAAUUAUCAGUGAAGAACCUGGUUCAUCAAGAUAACACGGUCGACCUAGCAGCUGCUGGUCAGCAACUGAAGAGUGCUGAUGUUGCUGUUCAUAAUUCGACACUGCGGUGUGGUAUUUGUAACAAGAGGUGCUAUGACGAGACUGCUAUGGCAGCACAUCUUAACGGGAGAAAGCAUAUGGCCAAAGUUCAAAAAACAAUGAGUUCGAAGGUUGUGGCAGAGAGGAAUCUUGAAGAGAAAGGAUCUGAUGUUUCCGAGAAACUUGUUACAAACAAGGUCAAACAUUUGAAGGUAAAUGUUAUUCGGAUUGAGAAUAAUACGAAAGGACUACUAGAAAGGCCAAAGCAACUGAAGAGUGCUGAUGUUGCUGCUCAUAAUUCUACGCUAUGGUGUGGUACUUGUAACAAGAGGUACUCUGGCGAGAUUGCUAUGGCUGCACAUCUUAACGGGAGAAAUGAGUUCUAAGGCUGUGGCAGGGAGCUAUCUCGAAGAGACUAGAUUUGAUGUCCCUGAGAAACUUAUUGCAAACAAGUCCAAAGAUUAUAGUCUGGAUCAUCACACGGAAGAGAUCAAGACUACUGAUACUAGCAAUAAAGCAGGAAUGCUCACUGCUAACCAGAAUUGAGUGUGAAGAUGGUGGUCCUGUUUGGGAAGAUAUCAAAGCAAUAGAACAAAUGGCAAAACAUGAAGCAGCUGAGCCAAAACAGGUUAAAAAUUUGAAGGUGAAUCUAAUUCAGAUUGCGAAUAAUACGACAGGUUUGCUAGUCAAGGAAGCGGCAGUUCCAGAAGAGAUUAAACUACGAGAGACUAUUUCUUCAAAGGAAGUUGAGACAGAGUGGGCUUGUGCAGAAUGCCAAUUGACAACCACCUCGGAGCAUCACUUCACGUCCCGUCUUAACAGAAGGAGACACAGGGAAAAGUCUAAAGCGCUGAAAACUUGCAAGCACACGGCCAAGAGCGAAGGAGACCUGCCUGUUGCAACAAAAAAUUAAAAGCAGGAGCUAGUAAAACAUGUAGCUGCAGCACCAUUAGCGCACAGUACUACUGAAAUAUUGGUGUCCAGUUCAUGAACUCAGUUUGAGAAUAUGAUGGAAUUAGUUCACGAAGUUACGGAAAGAGAGGUGUAAUUAGAGAGAUAUUGUAGAGAAGAAAUUGGUGUAUUUUGAUGUAUGCAUUCCAUAUCUGUUUAACAUGUAUCUUCACUCGAUGAAAUCUACAAUUGUACUUCAGGUGUUCCCUAGUUAUAGUUGCAUAUUUUGCUAAAGUCAUGUAAUCGUAAAGGGAGACCUGGAAUUGUUAUUUUGCUAGUAGUAGCUGUAGGUGUUGGAUAUGGUAUUCUGAUAACGAAUUAACCAUACACAACUUAUUUGACAAUAUUAACUUGUGGCAGCUUAAUUGUAAAUUUCAGCUCAAGGUUGAUGA